AUGUCGAACCCUUACGAAAGAGAAGCCGAAGACCGCUACGAGGCUCAGAAUGAUUCCUCCCCUGUUUCUGGAACAGUCAGAGAUAAUACCUACGCCCAUGAAACGCGUUCCGAGCUAAGGAGUCAGAUCCCUGUUCAAAAGGACGAAGAUGUUGAAGAAGAUCCUAUCCAGCCUCCAUUCUCCAACAGUACGCAACAACUAGAGAACGACGAAAGAGAGGCUAUCGACAGAAGCAACAUCUUACGUGGCGACCGCUUACGUCACGCAAAGCCCCGUACUCAGGAUGGAUAUAGUGAAGGACGUGAUGAGGACGAUCUACCCGAGGAUGUUCGUUAUGGACAGUCUGGAAGAUCUGCCACGGGUGGAAUUUUCUAA
Messenger RNA from Aspergillus nomiae NRRL 13137, 375 nucleotides. RefSeq lists its product as uncharacterized. The record is from RefSeq and is a predicted model, not a curated record. NCBI's taxonomy places the organism in Eukaryota, Fungi, Ascomycota, Eurotiomycetes, Eurotiales, Aspergillaceae. The transcript is spliced from 2 exons. The coding region runs from base 1 to 375 and encodes 124 amino acids.